Messenger RNA from Vespa crabro (European hornet), 5234 nucleotides. RefSeq names its product peroxisome biogenesis factor 1 (gene Pex1). Lineage: Eukaryota; Metazoa; Arthropoda; Insecta; Hymenoptera; Vespidae. The record is from RefSeq and is a predicted model, not a curated record. The coding region runs from base 48 to 3167 and encodes 1039 amino acids. Gene Ontology annotation, biological process: protein import into peroxisome matrix. Gene Ontology annotation, cellular component: peroxisome; peroxisomal membrane; cytosol. The transcript is spliced from 17 exons. Gene Ontology annotation, molecular function: ATP binding; ATP hydrolysis activity.
AUACGACUCCAAACGUUACUUUAUAACACGUAUCGAGCAUCGACAAAAUGCAAGAACGAUUUUUAGUGCGUUAUAUUAAAGUCGAUAACUGUUUCGCCUAUGUCUCGGAUAUUUGGCUACGUAGGCAAGGAACGAAGGCGACUAUAUCAAGUGGCAUAAAUAGAGAGAAUAACGUAAUUGCGCUGUUACACAAAGAUGCGACUUAUUUUUUAUCAUGUAGUCCGAAACAAAUUACCGACGGAUCAUUAUACCUCGCUAGGCCCUUUGCGAAAGCUUUGAAUAUAGAGGACGGUGAUGAGGUAUUUGUACAUUUCGUAAAAUAUGCGCCAUCUUUGACAAGUGUAACGGUCGUUCCUCAAACGAAUGAAGAUCGUGAGAUAUUGGAACUUCAAGUCGAUAGAAUUCAAUCGACUUUGUUAAAUAAAAUUCAAAUAGUAGCGAAAGAUCAGCCUAUAGUAAUUUGGAUCUCGAAAUUUUCAACUAUAGUUCUAACUACAGAAAUGCUCGAACCAAAUUUUCCCUAUGGAAAAUUGGAACAAUUUACGGAACUUCACGUGACCAAUGCGAUUAAAAAUACUGUAAAGGAACAAAUAAAAUCUAAUGAACUCAAUAAUAUCGGUAGAUUCAGUUUUCGUGAUAUGUUAAAAGAAAUACCAACUUUUUCGAAAAUUUGCAAUAAUAAUGGAGUCGAUAAAAAUUAUAGAUCGCUUCAAAAUUAUCGACAACGACGUAAUCAAUCUGUCAUCUAUCGAGUUCACUUCCUUCCGAAAUUUGGCUCGUUUGAUGGGUCCAAUCCAUUCGACGUUAUUUUGAGAUCUCCUUAUCAUGUUUUUGUACCGCGUUGUCACGUACCAAAAGACGUGCGCUACACAAAUGAUGGUAUAAUUUGUAAAAUGAAGAAAGUACCGGAAGAACAAGUAAACGUCAAUACACAAAGUACAAAUUUUUUGAAAAAUAUAAAAUCGCCAAUUUCGAGUUUAUCUUUCGAAUUAACGGUGAAACUUUUCGUAUUGGAGGACAUAUUGGAUCGAUGCUCAAAUAAUAUAGAUAAAAUUCAUUUCAAGCUCGAUUUUGUUCACAGUAAUAUUUAUAUUUCUGAGAGCGUAAAAAUUGGAUUGAGUUUAAGAAUGGGUGGGAAAGUCGUAUUAACAGCGAUCGACGUUGAAAAAAAUUUGAUUCCUUUGACAAUAGAAAUUUUUCCUACGAUUCAAACGACGUCCUUGCAAAGCAUCAAAGAUUUUCUUACGAGUUAUUCUAUUCAUGAGAAAAUUUUAUUAAAUUCAUGCGCUCCCAUCAUCCUCGAUAACGAUAAUAGAUGUAUCGUUAAAUUCUUACCAGAAAAGUGUACUCAUUCUUUUCUCGACGCAACAUUAUUAAAAACUAUUACGAUUCAUCUUAAAUCAAAAUCAGAUUUAAAUGAUUUAUUAACGGUGAAACAUGAUGUAGAGGAUACCUUUUACAAGAAAAUUUUUACGAGAUAUUUAGAAAAUAUUCUUUCGGAGUGCCAAAUCACCCUUGAUCUUAGUUUACGAUUAAAUGUACCAAUGAAUCUCGAGUAUGAUAGAGAAAAUAUUUUAAUAUGCGGUGAGAUCGGUUCAGGAAAAUCAACUUUAUGUAAAAUAUUGAUAAAAAGAUUGGAAAAAUCGCCAUAUUUUGUAUAUACUCAUGUGAUUGAUUGCAUAUCGUUGAAAGGAAAAAAAGUAGAAAUGUUACAAAAGAUUGUAUGUGCCGCGAUGUCUCAAUGUAUUUAUCAUCAACCAUCAAUAUUAUUUUUAGAAGAUAUCGAUAGUAUUACUAUGGUAUCAUCAAAUAACGAAGAAAAUACUCCUGACUUCGUUAAUGCAGCUAGGAUUACUGAUAUGAUCAUCAAUACCGUAAUGCAAUGUCAAGAAUCACAUUACGUGUCGAUCGUAGCUACGUGCGUUGACAUGAACAAAAUUGGUAAAAAAAUGAGACCAUCCAGAGGAUUGAACUUUUUCAGAACGGUUCUAUCAAUACCGAACCUUGAAAAGGCGGAUAGAAUCGAUAUUUUGCAAUUAAUGCUUGAGGACAAGUUGUACGUGCCUGGCAACGUGAAUUGGGAUUACUAUGGUAACAAGACGGAGGGAUGGAUGGUACAAGAUCUCGUUGAUGUGGCGGAUAAGGCGACGUUUGCCGCUUGGAAACGUUGUGCAAAAGAAGAUAUCAAACCACCGAUCGUUAUCACAGAGGACGAUAUUUCGACCGUGUUGAAUAAUUAUAAACCGUUGUCUCUGCAAGGUGUUCAAUUAUAUAAAGGAUCUGAUCACACAUGGUCAGACAUCGGCGGAUUAGUUAAAAUUAAAGAAUCCUUGACAGAAAUUUUACAUUGGCCAUUAAAGUAUCCUGAAAUAUUUAAAAAUGCUCCGAUCAAGCUUCAAAGUGGAGUUUUGUUGUAUGGUAUGCCAGGUACAGGGAAGACUUUGUUAGGCAAAGCGAUAGCUAGUGAAUGUGGUGUGAAUUUAAUUAGUGUGAAGGGUCCUGAAUUGUUAUCCAAGUACAUUGGUGUCAGUGAAGAAUCAGUAAGAAACAUUUUUGAAAGGGCUCAUCGUGCAAAACCAUGUGUUCUUUUCUUCGAUGAAUUCGACAGUCUUGCUCCAAGACGUGGACACGAUAGUACAGGUGUAACGGAUAGAGUUGUGAAUCAAUUGUUGACCCAACUCGAUGGUAUAGAAGAUAGAGAAGGGGUUGCUGUAGUAGCUGCAACGUCUAGACCAGAUUUAUUAGAUCCAGCUCUUUUAAGACCUGGUCGUUUAGAUAAAUCUUUAUAUUGUCCAUUACCAAAUGAGUUGGAGAGAGAAGAGAUACUGCAUAUUCUCUGUAAAUCCCAGAACAUAGAUAUAAUGGAAUUAGAUUUGAAAGAAAUCGCAUGCACUUCUGUUGGAUUAACCGGUGCCGAUUUGAAUGCGAUAAUUACCCAAGCUAAAUUGGCUGCCUUCGAAGAUGCUGUACAAAUCAUACCGGAAGAGGAACUUCAACCUAAGGAUAUCAAAGUAACUCAAACACAUCUCAUCGAGUCUGUACAAUCAAUUCAACCGUCUCUGUCUUCCACGGAAAUGGAGAAUUAUAUAAGGAUUUAUAUGAGAUUCUCAAAAGGUGACACCUUUGUCGAGGAUAUGUUGAAGAAUCAAAAGGCAACGUUUGCGUGAAACAAGGCGACAACAUGGUGGACGAAGAGCGACGGCGACAACGCAAGAUAAUUAAGUCUUCGUUCGUUGCCGAGGAAUAAGAGAAAGGAAAGAAGAAGAAGAAGAAGAAGAAGAAAAAAAAAACAGAAAAAUAAAGAAAACGUCCUCCUCCUUCUUCUCCUUCUCCACCACCGUAACUACCUCCACCUCCACUUCCACCUCCUUGGGUUCGGACGAUGAAGAAGAAGACGAAGUCGAAGAAGACGAAGUCGAAGAAGACGAAGAAGAAAAGGAAAAGGAUGCCAAGAAGGAACGAUGAUAGCAGUCGCCUUGGAAUUCUUCGAACGUGCUCGACGCGCUUCGCCAAUAAUAGCCGCUUGUAUCGCGGCAUAGCGUCGUUCCAGACGCGUCGGCCAUUCAGCCGUUGAAUGCAGAAAUAACUAGCUAUCUGUUUGUCUCCCGUAGCCAGCUGCGGAAAUUCAUACACAGACCACGGUCUCCGGUUUCUGUUUGCGAAGCCACCCUGGGGCCUCUUUGUUACCGCGCGAAUGAAGCGUACCUAUACUCUGCUCCUCCUCAUCCUCGUCCACCUCCUUCUCCUCCACCAUCACUACCACCUCCAACUCAACCUCAACCUCAACCUCCUCCUCCUCGUCCUCGGCCUCCUCCUUCAUCGUUUUCUCUUCCUACUCGUCCUUACUUUCCUAGAUAUCCAUCAGUCUUUUUUCAUCUAUCCGUCAGUCCGUCCGUCUGUCCGUUCGUCUAUCCGUUCAUCUGGCAUUACCAUCGUUACCAAAGCCUAUGCAAAUCUUCGAGAACCUUUCUUUUUUUUUCUCCUUUUUGUUGGUUGGUUUUUUUCUUUUUUGUUGAUGUCGUCUUUUUUCUUCUUUUUUUUUUCCUUCCUUUUUUUUUUGCGUUAAAGACGAUCCAAUGAAAAGUUUCUAUUCAGUAAUAAUCUUCGCGUCGCCUUGGAUUAAACGAGCGAUUCCACGACGUGUAUCUCUCUUUCUCCUCUUGUCCUUUUUUUCUUUCUUUCUUUCUUUCUUUCUUUCUUUCUUUCUUUCCUUCUUUCUUUCUUACCAUCUCCCUCAUCGCCAAUUAGUACCACGACACGAAUUCUCUCCGCUUAUCCUCGGGUACGAUAUAAGACGAAGAAGUCGUUUGUCGUCGUCUCUUUCAUUCCUUAACUCGACAUUUCGUUUAUGUUUCUUUACAUUUAUUAAUGCGAUUAGUAUAAAACGGAUUUGUUGGAAUAACAUUUCUAUGGUCGUAGUUCGUUUUAAAUACAGUGUUGAAUCGAACGAUUUUGUAAGAUAACUUUUUUCCCCUUUUUUUUUCGUUCAACAAUUCGUUUCUCAUUUCGUAAAUAUUAAAUUUUCUUGGCUUCGUUUUUUUUCUUUCUUUUUUCUUUUUUUUUUCUUUUUUGAUAUAGACGUAUCCUACGGUCUUAUUCUCUCUAUGUACUCUUACAAAAUGUUCGACGAUAUCAAAACGAAUCGUUAGUCGUAAAAAUGCUAUCCCAAUAUUUUCCUGCAUGGGAUAGGGGAGAAGAGCUAGUGGGUGGUCUUCUUCUUUUUCGUGGGUAUCGCGAUAAUAGGUGUUUGUGCGAAUGUCGUGCACCCUUACAGAGGGAUCACGACAAAUCGACUUGCCGAUGUCACUCUCGCUGAAUCGCUUCCAUUCACUAAUUGUCCCUACUUUUGUAUCCCGUCGAAGGUCUAAGAAUCGAAAGAUAUCGUUCUUUCGAUUCAGACCUAUUGUCGAAAUACAUCCCUCGCUUUCUAUGUUCUUCUUUUUCUAUUUUUCUUUUUUUUUCUUUUCUUUUUUUCUGUCUUUUUGUUCUCUUUUUCUCGAACGUCAAAACGUAGUUAAAUAUUUAUAAAUACGAUAAGAUCAAUGACCAAUAUUCUUAAGUGUUUCCUAUACGUUCCUACAUCUGCGUUCAAGUAAUAUAUUCAAAUAUUUAAUUUAAUUCCAUCGUAAUCGUGUUUGCAGGGUAUUUUAUUUAAAAGAAAACCAAAGAAAAAAGAAGAAAAAAAAAAAGAAAAGAAAUAAAUCGAAUAUCGCAUCAAUAAAAAUUAAUUAAUU